AUGGCUAAGAGCGCCCGAGCAAGCACCAGAAAGGCCAACAACAGGCGCCUUGUCCAAAAUGUUUUUGGACCUGCUGAGGCUGCUCGAAAUGAGCGCCUUUCUGCCAAACUCCUUGAGCUGGCCAAGCAGCCCAAGCCUGAGUCUUCAGAUGUGAACAUGAACACUCAAGAUGAGGAGGUCGACGACGACUCCAACGAGAACGCUCAGGAAGACGAGACAUCAAUGGAUGUGGACUCGGCGAAGAAGCCUUCAAGUGGACGAAUUGAAAAGAAGCGACCUGAUAAGCGCAAGCAAAAAUCUUCCAAGAUUGUCUUCAAGUCUUACGGCAGUCGAUCAAAGGCAAAGGGCAAGAAGAAGAGCGCUUAA
Fusarium coffeatum is the source of this 366-nucleotide messenger RNA. RefSeq lists its product as uncharacterized. The coding region runs from base 1 to 366 and encodes 121 amino acids. Gene Ontology annotation, cellular component: preribosome, large subunit precursor. The record is from RefSeq and is a predicted model, not a curated record. The transcript is spliced from 3 exons. NCBI's taxonomy places the organism in Eukaryota, Fungi, Ascomycota, Sordariomycetes, Hypocreales, Nectriaceae.